Messenger RNA from Rhineura floridana, 1936 nucleotides. It is a transcript of the gene MYOC, whose product is annotated as myocilin. NCBI's taxonomy places the organism in Eukaryota, Metazoa, Chordata, Lepidosauria, Squamata, Rhineuridae. Gene Ontology annotation, biological process: signal transduction; osteoblast differentiation. The record is from RefSeq and is a predicted model, not a curated record. Gene Ontology annotation, cellular component: Golgi apparatus. The transcript is spliced from 4 exons. The coding region runs from base 94 to 1590 and encodes 498 amino acids.
UUCAGAGCGAGAGAGUUAAGAACUUGUGAAUGUCACUUGCACACUGUGCUGCUGGGAGAGCCUGUGUGGGCUUAAAGGGGCAGCAGUGAAGUCAUGAAGGUGCUGGUGACUUGGCUGCUUUCAGCCUGGGUGGUAUGGGGAGCAUUAGGGAACAUUGUCCAUCUCCACAAAACAAAUGACCAGGAUGGCAGAUGCAUCUAUUCCUUCACAGUCCCCAGUGCAAAUGAAGCCAGCUGUGCCAACCCUGGGGAAGGAAUGGCGGCAGUCCAUGAUCUCCGGCAGGAGAGCAACAGCCAACGCCUGGAACUGGAGUCUGUUAGAGCAAGGCUUGGCCUCCUGGAGAACCUGGUCAAGCAUCUGCAUGGAAGUCAAGGGGCAAAGAGUUCCUCCCUUUCAGUGGUGGGGUUACUUCAAAGAGAGGUGGAGAGUCUGAAGAGGGAGCAAGACCAGAGGGACACCCAGGUCAGCAGAUUGGAAUCCACCAUCGGUAAGCUCCUCCAAGAUAAGUCUCGUUUAGAAGAGGACAAGAAGUGGCUGGAGGAAGAGAAGAAUGAGCUGGGGAGGAGGUUGAAGAUCAGCAUUCAGGAGAUGGCUCGGCUGAAAGCAAGUCAGUGUCCCCAGACUGGAGAGGCGUCCAGCAGGGACUCCCUUCAAGGUACUCUAGAAGUGUCAAAGUGGGAAACUGACAGUUUGGACUACCAAGAGCUCAAAUCAGAACUGGUGGAGGUUCCUGCAUCCCGUCUUUUCCAAGGAAGCCCCUCCCCCAGCCUCCCUAGUGCAGAAGCUGAAGAAUCAGGCUGUGGAAUGCUGGUAUGGGUUGGUGAACCAGUGACCUUUCGCAGGGCAGAGACCAUUGCUGGCAAGUAUGGUGUAUGGAUGCGGGACCCAGAACCUAUCUCUCCAUACUCCCGAGAGACAACUUGGAGAGUUGACACCGUUGGCACAGAUGUCCGUCAAGUCUUUGAGUACGAUGACGCAGAUCAGUUCAUGAAAGGCUACCCUUCCAAAGUACAUGUGUUGCCCAGAUCUAUGGAGAGCACUGGAGCUGUUGUUUAUCGGGGUUCCCUCUAUUUUCAGAUGCACAAGUCCAGAAUACUGGCAAAAUACGACCUGAAGGCUGAAGCUAUUACAGUCCAAAAGGAGCUACCCAAUGCUGGUUACCAUGGACAGUUCCCUUACUCGUGGGGUGGCUAUACAGACAUCGAUCUUGCAGUUGAUGAGAUGGGGCUAUGGGCGAUUUAUAGUACUGAAAAAGUGAAGGGGGCUAUUGUACUUUCCAAACUGGAUACAGAGACCCUAGAGAUUGAACAGACAUGGGAAACCAACAUCUACAAGCAGUCAGUGGCAAACUCCUUUAUGAUCUGUGGCUCCUUGUACACCAUCAGCAGCUACUCAUCCCCUGAGGCCACUGUAAAUUUCAUCUACCGCACUAGCACAGGAACUAGUACACUACUGAACAUUCCCUUUGAGAACCGCUACAGAUACAGCAGCAUGGUAGAUUACAAUCCUACAGAGAGAAAACUCUUGGCUUGGGACAAUUUCAAUAUGGUUGCCUAUGACAUCAAGCUUUCCAAGAUGUUAUUUGCUUGAAGAGGGUGGGAAGUUAUUAUGUGCCAGCAGGGCUAAACCAAGGAAGCUUGGGACAGGACGUCCAUAUGGCCACUCUUCCUUCUACUAAUUCAUAAUAUGGGACACAGAAAUCACACCAAUGUUCUCCAGAGUAAACUCCAUUGAAGGAACAAGAGCUGUGCAAGAUCACUACUGUGUGUGGACCUGCUUUGCUUUUGUGCAUCUCCUGUUCAUUUCAAUGGGACUUACGCAGGAGAACUUCCCAUGGAUUACACCCCACCUUGCUGUCCUUAAUGUAGACCCAAUGCCAUUUGCUCCAAAUGCCUUUGCUAAUUAGUCCUAGAGCACAAAUGAGUGCAGCCAUGAA